This is a messenger RNA of Drechmeria coniospora, 1251 nucleotides long. Its product is annotated as meiotic recombination protein Ski8/Rec14. The record is from RefSeq and is a predicted model, not a curated record. Gene Ontology annotation, biological process: translation. Gene Ontology annotation, cellular component: large ribosomal subunit; Cdc73/Paf1 complex. Lineage: Eukaryota; Fungi; Ascomycota; Sordariomycetes; Hypocreales; Ophiocordycipitaceae. Gene Ontology annotation, molecular function: protein binding; structural constituent of ribosome. Bases 1 to 1251 code for a protein of 416 amino acids. The transcript has 3 exons.
AUGGCGGCAAUCACAUCAUCCGUCGUCGGCCGAUUCUCGCUCGCAUCAAUGCUGUCGAGCUUCCAAGGGGUGAAGCCCACCACGGCACUCUUCCGACAGCGGAUUCUCCCUUCACUUUCGAUCGCAGUUCCCGGCAUCAGCCUCAACCUUCCCGUGUUGGAUGACAUCUGGGAAUCUGUACUGCGGGCGGUGCCGAAGAAUAAGGUGUCACAUUCCCGAAAGAGACACCGGCAAAUGGCCGGAAAGGCACUCGAAGAUGUCAACAGCCUGUGCAAGUGCCCCGGCUGCGGCGAGACGAAGCGAACACAUCGGCUCUGCCAACGAUGUCUGGAAGCCCACAUCACCGACAUUUUCUCCCUCACGACAACGACCAAGGCAGUUCUUUCGGCGAGCGGCUCAUCGACGCUGCACGUGCACGACACCAGCGAUCCGGCCUACCCGCUGAAGCAGUCGAUUUCGGACGCCCACAAGCUCGGAUGCCACCACAUCACCAGCUCGAGAAAUGGCAAGGUCGCAGCGAGCGCCGGCUUUGGAGGUGAGGUCAAGCUCUGGGGUCUCGACCAAGAGACGGGAGAGUGGCAAAGCAGGGGCCAGCUCACGGGCCCUUUGGUGAAGGCCGGCGAAGUGUGGGCACUGGCCCUGAGCGAGGAUGGCAGCUUCCUCGCGAGCACGACGAAUGAUGGACGCAUCAACGUAUGGGACGUCUCGGCCGACGAGAAGACCAAGGUUCAAGAGUACGAAACUGGAAACGGGGGCUCGGGCAGCUUCGGCAUGUGUGUCGACCUCAGCAAGGACGGACGAUACACGGCCAGCGGACAUCAGAACGGCGCCAUCUACAUCUUUAACAACGAGAAUGGGCGAAUUCUGUACUCUCUUCCGGGCUUGGCAAAACCAGUACGGGCGGUAUCCUUCUCGCCAGGCAGCACCCGUCUCGCCGCCGCCGGGGACGCCGGCAUCAUUGCCCUCUACGACAUGAAGCACGGCGAACACGUCAGCAACCUGACAGGCCAUGCGUCUUGGAUCACCACCAUCGAUUGGAGCGACACGGGUGAGUAUCUGCUCAGCGGCUCGAUGGACGGCAAGGUCAAGGUGUGGUCCAUCGAACGCGGCGCCUGCGUCGCAACCCACAGCGAGACGGACAAGGCCCUCUGGGCCGUCAGGUGGCUACCGAAGACGGGAAAGAGCGAGAUGUUUGUAACGGCGGGCGCAAACAGGAGCCUCUCCUUCUAUCGAGAGGCCACAGGGAGCUGA